CGUUUUUGUCACUCCUCCACCACCACCACAGGCGGCACCACCACCACCACCACCACCAAUGGCAACCGAUAUCUGACAUUACAGGGUCAAGCGUGAUAUGCCUUUCUUUGCUCAAGAUUUGCUAGGGUAACGUUUAAUUUGAGAUUUCAAAUUGAAAUUAAUUGCGAUGGCUGCGAGUGUUUGUUCAUCGGAAGAAGACAACAACAAUAUCUCUAGUAGUAGUGGGAGAUGUUGUGAGGAGAGCUACAGUCUUAGUGCUGACAUCAGCGAGUCUGAGAGUUCGAGCGGUUUCUCUGGUUGCCGGUAUGACGAUGGUGCUUCUUCCAGUUCGUUGAAAUCUUCUUCGUUUGCUGCUUGUCAUUCUGUUUCCGGUAAUGAUUCUAUCUUCCCGCUGCCGCCGUUCACGUUCCCGCUGAUUGGCGGGAACGAGGGCCUCAUGAUUUGGGACAAGAAGAAGCCUCAGAAACAGCCUGAUGCAGAUUUAUCUGAAAUUGAUAUGAUGAAGGAAAAGUUUGCUAAGCUAUUGCUUGGAGAAGACAUGUCUGGAGGGGGCAAAGGUGUCUGCACUGCCCUAGCAAUUUCAAACGCCAUAACAAAUCUCUCUGCCUCUGUAUUUGGGGAGCUGUGGAGGUUGGAGCCAUUGGCACCACAAAAGAAGGCAAUGUGGCAAAGGGAGAUGGAUUGGCUUCUAUCUGUAAGUGACUCCAUUGUGGAUUUUGUACCUUCAAUACAACAAUCUCCUGAUGGGGGCACUUAUGAAGUAAUGGCAACAAAGCCAAGGGCAGAUUUGUCCAUGAAUCUCCCAGCUCUGAAGAAGCUUGAUUCAAUGUUAAUCAGUAUGCUAGAUGGGUUUUGUAAUACGGAGUUCUGGUAUGUUGAUCGUGGCAUAGUUUUAGCAGAAGGUGACAGUUGUGAAGCAUUUCCGUCCCGCAUUUGUGGUGGGAGGCCUUCAAUUAGGCAAGAAGAGAAGUGGUGGUUACCUUAUCCGAAACUCCCUCCAAAUGGCUUAUCCGAGGAUGCCAGAAAGAGAUUGCAGCAAUGCAGGGACUGCACAAACCAGAUUCUCAAGGCAGCCUUGGCAAUAAAUAGCAAUGUACUUGCUGAAAUGGAGAUCCCAAAUGCUUACUUGGAGUCCUUGCCGAAGAAUGGAAAAGCAUGUUUAGGCGAGAUCAUCUACCGCUACAUAACUGCUGAAAAGUUCUCUCCAGAAUGUCUACUUGAUUGCCUAGACUUGUCAUCGGAGCACCACACUCUGGAAGUAGCAAAUCGGGUCGAAGGAGCAAUUCAUGCAUGGAAGUUGAAAGAUGGGAGAAGUCAUCCAAAAGCCAAACUUUCAUCAUGGAGUGGCAAAAUUAAGGGUCUAGUUGCUGAUGGUAGUGACAAGAACACUUACUUGACACAAAGAGCAGAAACCCUUCUACAUAGCUUGAGACUUCGAUUUCCCGGCCUUCCACAAACUUCAUUAGAUAUGAGCAAAAUUCAAUAUAACAAGGAUGUUGGGCAGUCGAUUCUUGAAAGCUACUCAAGGGUAAUGGAGAGCUUGGCAUUUAACAUAAUGGCAAGGAUUGAUGAUGUUAUGUUUGUAGACGAUGCCACGAAACGUUCAGAAUGUUUAUCCACAUUCAAGAGAGGAGGGCUUGGAGGUCGUCCAAUCCAAAAGCGAAUGUCUCCAAGUCCAUUCUCGAUCCAACACACCCCUUAUUCCUCACCAUUUGCCACUCCAACAUUUUGUUCGUCACCAAUUUUGAUUCGUAGUCCAGGUAGAGCACAUACUACUCCUAUCGACGAUAAAUUGGAUAUUGUGAAGCCUGGUGACCUGGACAAGCUAUGGACUUAUGCUGCUGGGAGUCUUAAUGGCGGAAGCGUAACAGAGCGAGAUUGAAGUUGCUAGUGUUGUAUAUGUGUUUAGGCAGCGCGGAUUUUAGUUAGCGAUAUGCGAUAGAUUGUUUUGCGUAUGAUGAUGAUGAUGAUAAGGGAAGGGAAUAUGAUGAGGUUUUAUUGUUGGGGUUGGUGUUGUUUGUUUUCCAAAUUGGGAAUAAUCAAUGUUAGGUGUUUGGUGAAA
This is a messenger RNA of Cynara cardunculus var. scolymus (artichoke), 2062 nucleotides long. Its product is annotated as rop guanine nucleotide exchange factor 1-like. Lineage: Eukaryota; Viridiplantae; Streptophyta; Magnoliopsida; Asterales; Asteraceae. The coding region runs from base 167 to 1882 and encodes 571 amino acids. The transcript has 5 exons. The record is from RefSeq and is a predicted model, not a curated record. Gene Ontology annotation, molecular function: guanyl-nucleotide exchange factor activity.